This is a messenger RNA of Populus nigra (black poplar), 1733 nucleotides long. Its product is annotated as aspartyl protease family protein At5g10770-like. Gene Ontology annotation, molecular function: aspartic-type endopeptidase activity. The record is from RefSeq and is a predicted model, not a curated record. Bases 122 to 1537 code for a protein of 471 amino acids. Gene Ontology annotation, biological process: proteolysis. Lineage: Eukaryota; Viridiplantae; Streptophyta; Magnoliopsida; Malpighiales; Salicaceae. The transcript has 2 exons.
CAAUUAAAAUUUUCCAACUAAUUAAUAAACCCCCCCCCCCCUCUCCUCCCCCCUCCUGUUUGCAAUAAAAUCUCAAGUUCGCGACAUUUGGCUUAUCUGGUAUGAGUUUCAUUUGACAUAAAUGGAGAGCAUAAGCUGCAAAAGCUUAGGAGCAAUGAUGGAGCUGCUCUGGAUUAUGGUUUGCUGUCUGUCCCUAGCAUCUUCAUCUUCGCAAGCAAAACCUAAAGCAUAUGUGCAAUCCAUCAACCAGUCCAGCAUACAUCUGAACAUGUAUCACGUGCAUGGACAUGGCUCCUCACUCACCCCGAACUCCUCCUCACUUCUUUCUGAUGUACUCUUGCAUGACGAAGAACAUGUCAAGGCUCUGCGUGACAGACUAGCAAAUAAAGGUCUCGGUAGUGGGUCUGCCAAGCCGCCAAAAUCUGGACACCUCCUAGAACCAAAUUCAGCUAGCAUCCCAUUGAAUCCAGGUUUGUCCAUUGGCUCUGGUAAUUACUAUGUAAAGUUAGGUCUUGGCACCCCUCCCAAGUACUAUGCCAUGAUUCUCGACACAGGUAGUUCACUGUCCUGGCUCCAGUGCCAGCCCUGUGCAGUGUACUGUCAUGCCCAAGCAGAUCCCCUGUACGAUCCCUCCGUAUCUAAGACCUACAAAAAACUUUCAUGUGCCUCUGUCGAGUGCUCCAGGCUCAAAGCUGCCACUUUGAAUGACCCACUUUGCGAGACAGAUUCUAAUGCAUGCUUGUACACGGCCAGCUAUGGGGAUACUUCUUUCUCAAUCGGCUAUUUGAGUCAAGAUCUAUUAACCCUAACAUCAUCUCAGACUUUACCCCAAUUCACAUAUGGAUGUGGGCAGGACAAUCAAGGGUUGUUUGGAAGGGCAGCUGGUAUCAUAGGGCUAGCCCGUGACAAGCUUUCAAUGUUGGCGCAGUUGUCCACCAAGUAUGGACAUGCCUUCUCCUACUGCCUCCCCACGGCCAAUUCCGGAUCUUCUGGAGGAGGCUUCUUGUCCAUUGGAAGCAUUUCUCCAACAUCCUACAAGUUCACCCCUAUGCUCACAGAUUCAAAGAAUCCCAGCUUAUACUUUCUGAGAUUGACAGCUAUAACUGUGUCUGGUAUGCCAUUGGGUUUGGCUGCUGCCAUGUACAGGGUCCCGACCCUUAUAGACUCCGGAACUGUUAUAACACGACUGCCAAUGUCCAUGUAUGCAGCACUGAGGCAGGCCUUUGUAAAGAUCAUGUCCACCAAGUAUGCGAAAGCCCCAGCAUAUUCCAUCUUGGACACUUGUUUCAAAGGGAGCCUCAAGAGCAUAUCAGCUGUGCCCGAGAUUAAAAUGAUUUUUCAAGGAGGCGCAGACCUCACGCUCAGGGCCCCAAGCAUUCUAAUAGAAGCUGAUAAAGGUAUUACAUGCUUGGCCUUUGCAGGUAGCUCUGGAACCAACCAAAUUGCCAUUAUCGGAAACCGUCAACAGCAAACAUAUAAUAUUGCUUAUGACGUCUCAACUUCGAGGAUUGGUUUUGCUCCUGGUAGCUGUCAUUGAUCAGCCGGGUGCCCUGUUUGAUUACCAUGAACCGUGAAAGAUGUGAAAUACAUAAACCAUCACGGUAAAACUGGGUUUGUAAGAAAUAUUUAUUUUGAUAAUUCAGUGAUAAACUGUGUGAAUAAAGCUUCGCCUGAAAAGGUUUGUAUGAAUGUACAUGUGUUUGAAUGCUUAUGAAAAAUUGCGUUAUUCUAAA